This is a messenger RNA of Acanthosepion pharaonis, 522 nucleotides long. The record is from the annotation of a GenBank genome assembly. Lineage: Eukaryota; Metazoa; Mollusca; Cephalopoda; Sepiida; Sepiidae.
AUGGAUUUUUUUCUUCUUUCUUUUCUAUUAAUUGAAGUCUUUCUUCUAAUUGUUAUUUUUUUCUUCUUUUCCUCCUUUUCUCUUUCUCCUCCUUGUUCUGUUCUUCUUCUUCUUCUUUGUAAACAUGAUGAAACUUGUUUUUUUUGUUUUUUUUUCUCCUUUUCUCUUACUCCUCCUUUUCUCUUUUCUCCUUCUUUUCUCUUUUUCCUCCUUUUCUCUUUUCUGCUCCUUUUCUCUUUCUCCUCUUUUUAUCUUUUUUCUCCUUUCUUUUUCUCUUUUCUUCUCCUUUUUCUUUUCUCUCCUUUCCUCCUUUUCUCUUUUUCCCCUUUUCCUUUUCUUUUCUCUUUUCUCCCCUUUUCUCUUUUCUCUCCUUUUCCUUUUUCCUUUUCUCUUUUCUCCUCCUUUUCUCUUUUCUCCUCCUUGAUAGUAGAACAAAGGCGUGUUUUUAAAAUCUCUUUUAAUCCUUAUCUACUUUGUUCAUACGUCGGGGGGACAACUGUCUGUAUUAAAAAGCAGUCAUAA